CUACCAAGAGACCAUUAAUGGACAUCGUUCUCUCCGUCCGCCAACUACUUGCCACGGUGCCACCUUCCUUCACAGCGCUCUCGCCAGAACUCGCCGCGCCGACGCGGUUUCAUGCUCUCCGCAGCUUCUCUCCGCAGCUUCUCCCGCGUCUUCGUCCGCCUUCGAUCUCCCACGAAGCCGAUCCUCUCACGCGCUGCACCGGCGGCCGCGGAAGAAAUGGACUCGCAAUCGCCCUCCUGUGUUCUAGUUUUAGCCGGGAAAUCUUCUGCAGAAACGGAAAUUGCGAAAACUUUGAAGAGCAAUAAUGCUCUCAAGCUCCCUGACAACAGCGAAGUUAGAUUCUUUGUCCAUCCAGAAAUUCAAAGGCCACCGAGUGAAGAGCCUUUCCAAAUUGAUUUGUUUCUGAAGUCCCUUUCGACAAAUCAGUUUGGUAGGUUUUUCAUUUGGUCUCCACGCUUGCCAUCAACUCAUGACGUCGUUUCGCACAACUUUUGCGAACUUCCUAUUGGUGCAGUGUGUGCUGCUGACAUUCAAUCGAAAGGACGAGGAAGGUCAAAGAAUGUUUGGGAAUCUCCAAUUGGUUGCCUCCUAUUCUCUUUUACAAUUCAGAUGGAUGAUGGGAAAAUCGUGCCUCUUCUGCAGUAUGUAAUUUCGCUGGCUAUUACUGAGGCUAUAAAGGAGAUAUGUGACAAAAAUGGACUUCCCUACCUUGAUGUUAGAAUAAAAUGGCCCAAUGAUCUUUACCUAAAUGGCCUUAAAGUUGGCGGCAUUCUGUGCACAUCAACUUAUAAGUCAAAGAAGUUCAAUGUUAGUGCCGGUAUCGGCUUGAAUGUUGAUAAUGAGAAACCAACCGUAUGCUUGAAUGCAGUCUUGCGAGAAACAUCAGUUGCUUCUUACAAAUUUACACGAGAGGAUAUCCGCAGCUUUUUCAAUAAAUUUGAGACUUUGUACAAUCUAUUUAUACAUCAAGGAUUCCAAGCUCUAGAGGAGCUGUAUUAUAAGACAUGGCUACAUAGUGGUCAGAGGGUAAUCGUACAGGAGAAGAACGGGGAGCAGGUGGUGGAAAAUGUUGUGAGUAUACAGGGACUGACGCCAUCAGGGUACCUUUUGGCUGUUGGUGAAGACAACCAGAUGUGUGAGCUUCAUCCUGAUGGCAACAGUUUUGACUUCUUCAAAGGACUGGUCAGACGGAAGCUUUGAAAAAGAUGCCCUGCCUACUCCAAAGGGAGCAUAAACCACGCACCACGUGCAUCCCUCAGGACUUGUUGCUUCAAAUACUCAUAAAUAAUGUUUUAGUUUUCAUUUAUUUCUUUGGCAGAAUAGAAAAAGAAAAUCCCAGGUGAGAAAGAAGUUUAAAUAAAUUUGUCAUUAGCGCGAGAGUGAGGCCAACUUCUUUGGUUGCCUGCAAUUUAGAGCACAUAAGGUUAACCUUAUCUAUUAACUGGGCAUGAAUCUCAGGGGACAGGGUCACCAAAUCACUAGUCAAUUGAGCCAACUCAAUGUCCUUGAAUACCAGUCUUCGAUUGUUUAAUA
Messenger RNA from Eucalyptus grandis, 1533 nucleotides. Its product is annotated as biotin--protein ligase 2. NCBI's taxonomy places the organism in Eukaryota, Viridiplantae, Streptophyta, Magnoliopsida, Myrtales, Myrtaceae. The record is from RefSeq and is a predicted model, not a curated record. Gene Ontology annotation, biological process: protein modification process. Gene Ontology annotation, molecular function: biotin--[biotin carboxyl-carrier protein] ligase activity. Gene Ontology annotation, cellular component: cytoplasm.